Messenger RNA from Linum trigynum, 2509 nucleotides. Lineage: Eukaryota; Viridiplantae; Streptophyta; Magnoliopsida; Malpighiales; Linaceae. The record is from the annotation of a GenBank genome assembly.
CACUAACAAGCCAUCCUACAAAGUCAAAAGAAGCUAACUCUAACUGAGACAACAACAGGGUUUUACGUGUCACUCUAUGGACAACCCAGUUGGCAGCCCGAAAACUUCCAUAAAUUCUGUACAAUGAGAAAAAAACUCAAGAAUAAUAAGACAAUCUCACAGGGGGCCUUUAAUGAAAUCCUCCACCACACCAAGAUUGAGCUUACGGACGACCACUUCUACAUCUCCUUCGAUGAUCACUCGAGACAAACUUCUGGGAGAUGCAAGAGAAAUUGCAUCCGUAGCUGCAAGGAGUUUUACGAGAUAUGGAUCAGAGAUUCCCUGAUGUUGGACACCCGAGGCGAGCUGCACAUGCCUGUCCGAGCCACGAACCACAAGGCAGACAAGCGUCCAGAAGCUUGGACGAUAUCAUCAAAAUUGGUCUUCAGAUAAUCUUGAGCAUGGCUUUCCCAAAGAUGGCUAGAAGAAGCAGGAAAACAACUUACAGAAGAGAUGAGGCAAGCGGCAAGGAGGUGAGCACUUCAUGUACCCGAGACGAGAAUUGGCAGGCAAGUGAACGGACAUGGGACUACCUAUUUUCAAAUACCACUUUAUUUCUUGAUUCUCAUAUUCUCCACAAGAGGCAUACUACUUGGAGAAUAAGGGUUUGGGAUUGCUUCAUUAGCAUAACUUGACGCCGUCACACACCCGAUUUCAUAGUCGGGGCCUAAACUAGCAUGCUACUUAAAAAGGUUGUCAUAUGUCACUCUUGAAAGGUUGACCUUAACUUUUCAAAAUUUACAUAAUGGUCCAAGACUUGGAUAUUAUUUGGAUUUAUGGAUCGAUCCACCAAUUCAUGAAUCCAAAAAUCCAUUGAAUCCAAUCCAUUUGAUCCAUUAAUCCACUAAUCCAUUGAAUCUAAUCCAAUUGAUCCACUAAUCCAAUCCACCAAUCCAUGAAUCCAAAAAUCCAUUGAAUCCAAUUCAUUUGAUCCAUUAAUCCACCAAUCCAUUGAAUCUAAUCCAAUCCAUGGAUCCACUAAUCCAAUCCACCAAUCAAUGAGUUCAAUCCAUUUGCCACCUCUAGUUGCACCUCUUCCUCUCUCAGCGUGAAUGUUCCUCUUUCGCCGAGGGAGGGAGCAACUUUGAGAGACUUCAUGCAUUUCAGACAGUGGCGGAGGGAGGUGGAAGGGAAUGGAGUCCUAGGACCCCAUUUGGAUAAAUUAAAAUAGUUAUAUGUAAGUACAUACUUGUUUAAUUUGGGUAGAUUUAGAAUUCCGGGCCCCAUUCAUAUGGAAUUUUAUUGUCUUGGUAUUAUGAAACACACAAAUAAAUUAGACUAUACUGGUCAUACAUCAUUGAAAAUCCCCAAUUUUAUAGUCCUUAUUCUAAAAAUUUCUAAUUCUACUAAACAUGUGUACAAAAACCUCCAACUAUAUCUAAAAAGCUCUUAGUUCAACAAACUUUUCCUAUCAAUAUACAAUUUCUUUAUCAUCAAAUGUGUUUUUAUAAAACGUUUGUAUGUAUUAGAUUUUGCUUGGAAACUAUUUAUCUUAGCUAGUUAUUGAAAUGUCACUUUUCAAUUAUGAGUUACACAAAAUGUAAGGUGCGAAUCUAAUAACUAACUAGUUUUGUGUCCGCCCGAUGGGCGACAGGUUUGAAUAAAUUUUUGUUGUUAUUUUUUAAUAGCAAUUAGUUACUGCUUCUCUUUCUAUAUAUUUAUUAAUAUUUUAUUAUUCAAACUUUGUUUGAUAUAUAAUAGGACUACCAUAAUAUUUUUUAGUGUGGCAAGGAGUAACGAUCAUGUAAAAUAAUAAUAGUCAUAGCUUCAUCACUAUUUUGAAAACCGUAUUCACGAUUGGCCAACAGUUUUCAACAUCAUAUGGUAUUCAUAACUUUUCAUUGAUUUCGUGUAUCCAUACGUUUGAUCUCAACUUGUUUCUCCUUUGAUGAAUGUAUAAAUCAACUAACUUAGAAGUUGAACUUGCUGGUGGUAGUAGACUACUCAAUAAAUUCUAAAAUUUUCUACUAAUUGAUACAUAUAACUACUCUUGCCCAUCAUUCUAAUAAUGAUCCAUCUUGUCACUAGUAUAAUUAAAGUCAAAAGAUAUGAUUGUAGAUUCUUAUGUACUCUCAAAAUUAUUUUACAACUUCAAUAUCUCACACUAACGAAACCAUUAGGAAUUGAUGAGAAGUGACCUAUCUUGUCACUAAUGGAAUUAAACUCUACGAUACCAUUAUAGAUUAUUAUGUACACUUGAACCUUACCCUUUUAUCAUAUGGAGUUGUUUUUCAACUCAAUUCUAUGUUUGAUGAAUGUACAAAUCAACAAACUUAGUUGUUGAAUCUUCUGGUGGUAAUUUCUCUAUUAAUGAUAAAAUUUAUUCCUGAAUUGAAAAUACGCAUAACUCACGUCCAUUAUUCAAACUAUAAUAGUACAUAAAUAUGUUGUAUCAUUGGUGUUUUAGUAUAUGAAAAUGUUAUUGUCUUAUUUCUAUUUUUUUUGUUUGAAAUGAACAUGACAUGAAAAG